This is a messenger RNA of Dendronephthya gigantea, 2854 nucleotides long. Its product is annotated as contactin-associated protein like 5-3-like. The transcript has 2 exons. Lineage: Eukaryota; Metazoa; Cnidaria; Anthozoa; Malacalcyonacea; Nephtheidae. The record is from RefSeq and is a predicted model, not a curated record. Bases 448 to 1446 code for a protein of 332 amino acids.
ACCGCUUUUUCGUCUUUAAAGUACUCACCUUCGCUUUAAAAUUUUGCAAACGUAUUAACGUGACUUCGGUUGCUUCCGUUCUGCGAAAACAACGACAUUUUCCGGAAGUAGAAGAACCAUAUGCAAUCGUAAAACGAACGUACCGUUCGUCAUCUUUCGUAUAUCCGACGAUUGCCGAAGAUGUGGCACCCACAAACAUACAUCCGGACACUUUUUCGACUACAUAGUGGUUAGCCGCGCAUGCGCAGGCUACCCACAAAAAUUGAACUAUUCCGCACGACUUUUUAAACUUAUUAUUAAGCUAGGGCUAAUUCCACGGGCUAAGUAAAAGUAAAAUAAUUAUUUUAAUAGUGCAUGGACUCCCUCAGGGUUGUUUAUUACUAGAACUCGUUUGAAAUAUUAGGUAUCCAAUAGAAAUGGUGGGAUUUUCUAUGACGACUUCCGUGUAUGGCGUCACUUGCAAGUGACAAACCGGCCGUAAAUUAUAAUCUAUACACAAAUAUCUGCAUCGCCAGUUUAACAAUGGCUGUCUUAGUAAGCAUAUGUGCGUUAAUUUUCACCUCACAAAUACUGCAGCAAGGUGAUUGUUCAACCGUUCAAGUCUUCUUUCAGAAAAAACCUGGAGAAUAUUUAGCAAAUCAUGUCAUCGAAACAAAACAAGCUGAAACCGAGCUAGAAUGCAGUAGUCAUUGCGUUGACCAUGGAUCAUGUGUGUCGGUUAACUACAAAACAUCUGGAAUCGGCAAAGGUCGAUGUGAGCUCAACAGCAAGACCCUUCAAGACGAUGAUGGAAAUAUCCUAAACACCGACGUCGACUUCCUUUAUAUAAUCGAAAAGAUAUUUGAAGAAAGAGUUCCUGAUUCAUGCACAAGUUUAAGAACCGAAAAUCGUUCAGCUGAAAGUGGAAUGUAUUCUAUAAAACCACAAGGAUUUAACUUCACGGUUCGAGUGUUUUGUAACAUGACUUCAAAGAAUGGUGUUGGUGUGACAGAGAUUGGACAUGACAGUGAAUCGAAAACGCUUGUUAAGGGAUUUGAAGCUCCGGGUUCUUACAAGAAAACCAUUAAAUAUAACAUUUCCAUGGAGCAGAUCGUUGCCAUCAUAAAUCAAUCAAAACGUUGCGAGCAGUUUAUUAAAUUUGACUGCUAUGCUGUCAGAUUUUUUGAUGAACCGUCAGCAUGGUGGGUAUCACGUCAAGGUUCAAACAUGACUUACUGGGGUGGAGCGGCAGUCGACAGUGGAAAGUGUGCCUGUGGAAUGACCGACAGCUGUGCAGGUGGAAAGAAAUGUAAUUGUGACAUGAAUGACAAAAAAUGGCGUGAAGACAGUGGAUACCUGACAGACAAGAACACGCUGCCUGUUACUGAAUUGCGUUUUGGAGAUACAAAAACCCCUGAUUAUGAAAAAGGGUAUCAUACACUUGGAAAGUUGCGAUGUUGGGGUUAAGAUCGGCAAAGAUAUUUCGCAGUUUUAAAUAGGACUGGCUUUGCAGAAAUAGACUUGACAUCUAGACAUCAAUUGGGCGAAAGACUUGUAGAGCAUUUAGCAUUAAUAGUAGUCAAGCAAUGUAUAGCUGUAUGACAUUCAUCAAGUAAUGAAUGCACAUUUGUAGAACUUAUAGAACAUUAAGCAGACAUUCAUGGGUAUAUACCUGUAGGACUUUGGGCAAUGCAUUGUAGGAUAAUUCCUGAUCAAGGUAAACACGAAGAACAUAAUUGUAUAGUAAUGAUAGUAUAUAAUGCAUACUGCAUUGUAGGAUAUUAAUUGAUCAAGGUAUACACGAGAAACAUUGAUUGUAUAUAAUGCAUACUGCAUUGUAGGAUAUUAAUUGAUCAAGGAAUACACGAGGAACAUUGAUUGUAUAUAAUGCAUACUGCAUUGUAGGAUAUUAUUGAUCAAGGUAUACACGAGGAACAUUGAUUGUAUAUAAUGCAUACUGCAUUGUAGGAUAUUAAUUGAUCAAGGUUUACACGAGGAACAUUGAUUGUAUAUAAUGCAUACUGCAUUGUAGGAUAUUAAUUGAUCAAGGUAUAUACACGAGGAACAUUGAUUGUAUAUAAUGCAUACUGCAUUGUAGGAUAUUAAUUGAUCAAGGAAUACACGAGGAACAUUGAUUGUAUAUAAUGCAUACUGCAUUGUAGGAUAUUAUUGAUCAAGGUAUACACGAGGAACAUUGAUUGUAUAUAAUGCAUACUGCAUUGUAGGAUAUUAAUUGAUCAAGGUUUACACGAGGAACAUUGAUUGUAUAUAAUGCAUACUGCAUUGUAGGAUAUUAAUUGAUCAAGGUAUAUACACGAGGAACAUUGAUUGUAUAUAAUGCAUACUGCAUUGUAGGAUAUUAAUUACUCCGCCUGCGUAUGUGCAGCGGAGUCUUAAAAUGCCAUGGUCUUUUUUGCUUUUAGUAGUCGUAGUUUUGGUUGACAGAAGUUGGCAUUUCCACAAGUAACCCAAAACAACUUCAUUUUUGACCGAGAAGCCCUGGGUUACGGAUGAAUUAUGGGAACGGAUGAAUUAUGUACAUAAGUUGGCAUGCAGGCGGGCGGAGUGAACGCCUUGAGCAGGCGUCUUGUUGAUCAAGGUUUACACAAAGAACACCAGUAAUCAUUGUAUAUACAUUAUAAUACACUCUGCAUGGUACAUUUAUCAUUGAGCAAUCAAUGCUUACUUGUAGGACUUUGGACAAUCAAUUCUGCAUGUAUACUUUAAGAAAUGCAUACUACAAUAUUAAAUAGUAGUAUAUUUAGUAAUAUUUGGUAUAGUGGAGCUAUCAUUGUAUAUUUCUAGGACAUUAUAAAUAACACUUAGCAAAUAAAGUUGUCUGUUCUCUUAUAGAUAUUCCGUAAGUUGUCAUAAG